CAGAGGAUAAAUAAAGACCAAUUAGUUCUGUUAACUAUAAACCCGCCAAAGAAUCUUUUAGAAAUCUGCGUGGUUUCUAUCUGAACUGGUCGGAGUCGGACAAACAUCACAUAAGCAGCUAAGUAUCCGGAUUUGGCUCCACCAGCUCGCUCUUCGCUCCGAUGCACUGAAUUCGCUGCAUACAUGUUUGUAUAUCAUAUUUAACCGUAGUGGAACUAUUACUCGGGAGCCGGUCGUGACUCCUAACAAUACAAGAUUUCACAAUAGCGACAACUCUUGCGACGGCUGUGUCAUAUCAUCAUACUGACGACGACAUCACACACACACCAUGCCAGUUCCGCAGUCAUUCAAGGCGGCUAUAGUCCUUGAGCCAGGGGCUCAGAACGUCAUUCAGGAGCGCUCCUUGCCACCAUUGGAGGCUGGUGAGGUUGCCAUCAAAAUCACAGCCACGGCUGUUAACCCAGUCGAUUGGAAGAUGCGCGACUGGCAGGCCUUUAUCGACAAGUACCCUGCCAUACUCGGAUCUGAUGCAGCGGGCGAAAUUGCAGAGGUUGGGCCUAAUGUCUCUGGUUUUGCGGUGGGUGAUCGCGUCUUCUUCCAGGGUAUCAUAGGCAAAUAUGAUUAUUGCACUUUCCAGCAAUAUUGCAAGAUGCCAGCUGCCUUGGUCUCGAAAACACCAAAAAACAUCAGCGACGAGCAGGCUGCGGGUAUAUCCCUCGCUACGGUAGCCGUCGUCACUGCAUUCUAUGACAAGACUGGCCAUGGUAUUACACCUCCGUGGGAGAAGGGAGGUGAGCAAGUCGGAAAAGGCAAAGCCGUAGUGAUCAUCGGGGGUGCUUCGUCGGUUGGCCAGUAUGCGAUACAGCUGGCGAGACUAUCGGGCUUCGAGCGAAUUAUCACAAACGCAAGCCCUGCGAAUCACGAAUUUCUCAAGAAGCUCGGCGCACAUGUCGUGCUGGACCGGUCUCAGGCAACUGUGGAAGAUUUCAAGGCCGCGAUUGGUGAACUGCCUUUAGACUUCUUGUUCGAUGCCAUCUCAUCGAAGGAGACGCAGAAAUUGAGCGUCCAGAUCGUCCAAGCUGCGAAGACCAUUGCUAGCAACCAUGUCGUGACGGUACAUACCGUCCGCCCGGAUGUCGUCGAUCCAGAAGCCACGGCGCUCAGUCAGUCGAAGGAACCCAAGGUAGAUAUCAAACGGGUCCUGGGUGUCGGCAGCUUUCCAGAUCUUCGUUAUCUGAGCGAACCUAUGGCCAAGAGUCUGGGAGGAGAGGAUGGAUAUAUCGCUAAGGGUCUCUACAUUCCGAACCGGUCGCGUGUGGUUUCGGGUGGCCUGGGCGCAGUGGAGGAAGCUCUGGGUUUGAACAGGAAGGGAGUCUCGGGAGAGAAAGUUAUCUUUCGUCCGUCCGAGGUAUAAGCAGGAGUCAACAAUUUCAUUGCCAAGUUGACAUUCAUGUGCUCGUUUUCAUUUAUUAAGGUACUCGCUGAAAUACGGCGUUACCAAAACAGGCCAAAACAAUAUUCUAAGCUAUGGGAAGAGCGACAUUUCUGCUGGAUUCCGACAUAUUUCAGUCCAGGAAUAAAUGAACCCGAGGUCUAUAUAAUCUGUCUAUAUGCAUCACAUGCAUUCCAGGGCGA
Molecule: messenger RNA, 1635 nt
Organism: Paecilomyces variotii
Lineage: Eukaryota; Fungi; Ascomycota; Eurotiomycetes; Eurotiales; Thermoascaceae
Product: quinone reductase
Exons: 2
Coding region: 329-1414 (361 amino acids)
Molecular function (GO): oxidoreductase activity, acting on NAD(P)H
Source: RefSeq, a predicted model, not a curated record